AUGCAGAUGCUUGCCCUCUUCGGCCUCUUGGGCGUGGCCAAUGCGGCCUGUCCGUACAUGACUGGUGAUACGUCUGCUCUGGAGCGUCGUGACAGUGGCGAUGCCACUUCCGAUACUGAGGAGUUCUUGUCCCAAUUCUACCUCAAUGAUCAAGACGUGUUCAUGACCUCCGACGUCGGUGGCCCAAUUGAAGAUCAGAACAGUUUGAGUGCUGGUGAGCGUGGCCCGACACUGCUUGAGGAUUUCAUUUUCCGUCAGAAGAUUCAGCGGUUUGAUCAUGAGCGGGUAUGUUCAUCUGAAAGUACUUCACCAUAUCCUCGAUCUCGGUUUAUUGAUGCAAUGUCGUCUAGGUCCCCGAACGUGCCGUUCACGCCCGUGGCGCCGGUGCCCACGGAGUCUUCACAUCCUACGGCGACUGGUCCAACAUCACCGCAGCCUCCUUCCUCUCCGCCGAGGGCAAGGAAACCCCCCAUGUUUGUCCGAAUCUCUACCGUCGCCGGCAGCCGCGGCAGUGCAGACACAGCCCGUGAUGUACACGGGUUCGCGACUCGAUUCUAUACAGAUGAAGGAAAUUUCGAUAUCGUCGGCAACAACAUUCCCGUAUUCUUCAUCCAAGACGCUAUUCUCUUCCCGGACCUGAUCCACGCCGUGAAGCCCCGUGGUGAUAAUGAGAUCCCCCAGGCUGCCACUGCCCAUGACUCGGCCUGGGACUUUUUCAGUCAACAGCCCAGCUCCCUGCAUACUCUGAUGUGGGCAAUGGCCGGACAUGGGAUUCCGAGAUCAGUCCGCCAUGUGGACGGCUUUGGAGUGCACACCUAUCGCUUCGUCACUAACAAUGGCACUUCGAAGCUUGUCAAGUUCCACUGGAAAACUUUGCAAGGCAAGGCUAGUCUUGUGUGGGAAGAGGCGCAGCAGACCGCUGGCAAGAAUGCGGAUUUCCUUCGUCAAGAUCUGUUUGACUCGAUUGAAGCUGGCCGGUUCCCCGAGUGGGAGCUCGGUGUUCAAAUCAUGGAAGAAGAUGACCAACUACGCUUCGGCUUCGAUCUUCUCGACCCAACCAAGAUCGUCCCCGAAGAACUAGUUCCCAUCACCCCUAUCGGCAAGAUGCAACUUAACCGUAACCCCCGAAACUACUUUGCGGAAACCGAACAAGUCAUGUUCCAACCAGGACCAAACUUCGAACAACUCCCCAUCAACCGACCCCGCGUCCCAAUCCACAACAACAACCGUGACGGUUCCGGACAAAUGUUCAUCCCCUUGAACAAGGACGCCUAUACCCCCAACACAGGAAACGCCGGCUCCCCGAAACAAGCCAAUCAAACCGUCGGAAACGGCUUCUUCACCACCCCCAGCCGAAGCACAAGUGGAAGACUCGUGCGAAGCGUCAGCUCAACAUUCGCCGAUGCGUGGUCUCAGCCGCGAUUAUUCUGGAAUUCGCUCGUUCCCGCCGAACAGCAAUUCGUCGUCGACGCAAUGAGAUUCGAGAAUUCGAACGUGGUUUCUCAGGUCGUGAGAGAGAACGUGAUUAUCCAGUUGAAUCGAAUCAGUAAUGAUCUUGCGAAACGUGUCGCCGAGGCCAUUGGGGUUGAUGCUCCGUCUCCGGACCCGACUUACUAUCAUGAUAACACAACUGCGCAUAUUGGUGCGUUCGGACAGAAGUUGUUGAAGCUGGACGGGUUGAAGGUCGGUAUUCUGGCUUCGGUUUCGAAUACUAGUUCUAUUGCGUAUGGAAGUCAGCUUCAGAGUCUGCUUUCCUCGGCGGGCGUUGAUGUUGUUGUUGUGGGUGAGCGGAUGGCGAAUGGUGUGAAUCAGACGUAUUCGGCCUCGGAUGCGACUAAUUUCGAUGCGGUGGUCAUUGCCGAUGGAGCGCAAGGAUUGUUUGGCUCGAGCUCUGAGGGGCAGACCGUGUUGAGCGCGGCGAAGAUUUCUACGAAGAGGGAAGGAGUUUAUGUUGCGAAUUCGGUUGGUGGUGGAUUUGGUGACGAUUUGAAGGAAGGAUUGCGGACCUUCAAGUUCUUGGAUCGCUUUGCGCUUGAUGCGUAG
Penicillium maclennaniae is the source of this 2043-nucleotide messenger RNA. It is a transcript of the gene cat1, whose product is annotated as catalase catB. The record is from RefSeq and is a predicted model, not a curated record. Gene Ontology annotation, molecular function: heme binding; catalase activity. Gene Ontology annotation, cellular component: cytosol. Lineage: Eukaryota; Fungi; Ascomycota; Eurotiomycetes; Eurotiales; Aspergillaceae. The transcript has 6 exons. Gene Ontology annotation, biological process: response to oxidative stress; hydrogen peroxide catabolic process. The coding region runs from base 1 to 2043 and encodes 680 amino acids.